UGAAGAAGUUGAGCUGGUGCCUACAUAGAAGGUACUCUGCAUGCUACCAAAGGAAAAACAUAAACACCAAGCCAGCCAUGAACCCCUUAAUGUACACUGGUAUUCUGCCUGCAAGAUAUGCUAGGACAAAGGCGGCAAAAAAAAAAAAAAACCUUGUGGGAGUAAAGAACAAUAAAUAAUUUGGUUUAAAGCCCUCCCACAAAUUGGAACCCAUACACGAUACUGCUUGACUGACCAAGAACCACAGAAUAGAUAGCUCUGGAACCUGGAAGAAAACAAAAUAAAACAAAACAAAAACUCUAGUGAUAAAAUGACUCCUAUAAUGAUAUUCUGCUAUACUCAUAGAUCAGUGCCUUGUUCAGCCAUCAUCAGAGAAGCUUCCUCCUACAUCAGAUGGGAACAAAUACAGAGACCCGCAGCCAAACAUGCAGAGAAAGAGAGAAAGACCUUGAACCCCUCAGCCCUAAAUGAGAGAAGCAGCACUCCCUUGCUGAGCACAGUGCACCAGAACAUUUACCACCACUACACUGCUGGAGUUUACACUUGCUAUGUUUGUCCCAGUCUCUCUCCAGAAGAAGCUGGAAACCUGAUCACUUACAGAGGCCAGAAUGGUGGAAUGAAGCAGGAAGCCUCUGAAGCAAGCUGGAGAGCCAAGCCCUUUCUGGAGGAGCAGCCUCUGCUCUGCUCCAGAUAACUGUGGCAAGGCAGGAAUGUUGACCUACUGUUACCACACUCACUGUCCAGUUUCUCAGGCUACAUUAUUGGAAUUCUGAAGUCAUGAAAACGCCAGAGGAACCAACCUGCAACACCUUGGAUUCACAUUGGAAAAUAAAGAGAAAGCUUAAAGAAUGUGGUCUAUAAAGGCAGGGGGCACCUGGAGACAGUAGCCAGCUGGUAGUAUCAGAGCAGACCCGUUUCUAGACAGCCGAAGUCAUUUUAGUCCAGUACCAAGGUUCAAGAAAAAAAUGUACAACUAAAAACUUUUAGCCCCUCCCUCCUCUGCUUCAGACAGGUACCAGCGUAGGCAAACUAUGAUUUUCCCUGGUUGAGAGUAUUUGUUUUUGUCCAUGUGGAUCAUGCCUAGGAAUGAAAUAUUUUUUAUUUAACGUAGAUUAUAAUGGGAAACAUUUUCACGAUGGCAGAUUUCAAGGACUUGGUUCCAAACUGAGCCGAAGCUUCCCGAUGUGUUUUGUAGUCCAGGAAAACUGUGCUAUGCUGGCCCAGUUUUGAAGGCCACCAUGCUCUGUACUAGAAGGAUAUCAUCGCAUUGCUGAUAUCUUUGGAGCGCCCCAAGCAGACACAGAAAAUGAAUGGAGGCAAAGAGUGUGACGGAGGAGACAAGGAAGGAGGUCUUCCAGCUAUCCAGGUUCCUGUGGGUUGGCAGCGGCGCGUGGACCACGGCGGCGUGCUUUACGUCAGUCCCAGUGGGUCUUUGUUAUCUUGCUUGGAGCAGGUUAAAACAUACCUGCUUACUGAUGGAACAUGCAAGUGUGGCUUGGAAUGUCCUCUUAUUCUUCCCAAGGUGUUUAAUUUUGAUCCUGGAGCUGCUGUGAAGCAGAGAACUGCAGAAGAUGUUAAAGCGGAUGAAGAUGUCACAAAGCUUUGCAUCCACAAGAGGAAGAUCAUCGCUGUGGCCACACUCCAUAAAAGCAUGGAGGCCCCACACCCUUCUCUGGUGCUCACCAGCCCUGGAGGAGGAACAAAUGCAUCUCCAGUAGCACCUUCACGGGCGGCAGCUCCAAGAUCAGUAAGAAACAAGUCUCACGAAGGAAUUACAAACUCUGCAAUGCCUGAAUGUAAGAAUCCUUUCAAGUUAAUGACUGGAUCAGCAAAUGCCAUGGGAAGACUAUAUGUGCAAGACCUUCCUGGAAGCCAGCAGCAAGAACUCCACCCUGUCUACCCCCGACAGAGAUUGGGCAGCAGUGAACAUGGACAGAAGUCUCCAUUUCGUGGCAGCCAUGGAGGCCUACCCAGCCCAGCAUCAUCAGGUUCCCAGAUCUAUGGAGAUGGCUCAAUCUCUCCAAGGACUGACCCUCUUGGAAGCCCUGAUGUCUUCACAAGAAAUAACCCUGGUUUUCAUGGAGCUCCCAAUUCCAGUCCUAUUCACCUGAAUAGGACUCCUCUUUCUCCACCUUCAGUAAUGCUACAUGGUUCUCCCGUGCAGUCAUCCUGUGCAAUGGCUGGAAGAACUAAUAUACCUCUUUCCCCAACCUUGACUACAAAGAGUCCAGUAAUGAAAAAACCAAUGUGUAAUUUUUCAACUAAUAUGGAAAUACCACGAGCAAUGUUCCACCACAAACCACCCCAAGGCCCACCUCCCCCUCCUCCACCUUCUUGUGCUCUUCAGAAAAAGCCAUUAACAUCUGAGAAAGAUCCACUUGGCAUCCUUGACCCUAUUCCUAGUAAACCAGUGAAUCAGAACCCUAUUAUCAUUAAUUCAACCAGUUUCCAUUCAAAUGUCCACUCUCAGGUACCUGUGAUGAAUGUAAGCAUGCCUCCUGCUGUUGUUCCUUUGCCAAGUAAUCUCCCUUUGCCAACUGUAAAACCUGGUCAUAUGAAUCAUGGGAGUCAUGUACAAAGAAUUCAGCAUUCAGCUUCAACCUCCCUGUCCCCUUCUCCAGUGACAUCCCCAGUGCACAUGAUGGGGACUGGAAUUGGAAGGAUUGAGGCAUCGCCCCAAAGAUCACGCUCAUCUUCCACAUCAUCAGAUCAUGGAAAUUUCAUGAUGCCACCUGUAGGACCCCAGGCCACUUGUAGCGGCAUAAAGGUUCCACCUAGGUCACCAAGGUCAACAAUAGGUUCCCCAAGGCCAUCAAUGCCAUCAAGCCCUUCUACCAAGUCUGAUGGACAUCAUCAGUACAAGGAUAUCCCUAACCCAUUAAUUGCUGGAAUGAGUAAUGUACUUACUACCCCAAGCAGUGCAGCUUUUCCUGCCGCAUCUGCCGGAAAUGGUUCUGUAAAGAGUCAGCCUGGUUUGCUGGGAAUGCCUUUAAAUCAGAUCUUGAACCAGCACAAUGCUGCCUCCUUUCCAGCAAGUAGUUUACUCUCAGCAGCAGCCAAAGCACAGCUAGCAAAUCAAAACAAACGUGCUGGUAACAACAGUAGCAGCAGUAACAACUCUGGAGCUGUUGCCAGCAGUGGCAACACUGAAGGACAUAGCACUUUAAACACCAUGUUCCCUCCAACUGCCAACAUGCUUCUCCCUACAGGUGAAGGUCAAAGUGGUCGAGCAGCACUAAGGGAUAAGUUGAUGUCUCAGCAAAAAGACUCGUUACGGAAAAGAAAACAGCCACCUACCACAGUGUUGAGUUUGCUCAGACAGUCUCAAAUGGAUAGCUCUGCAGUUCCUAAACCUGGACCCGACUUGCUAAGGAAGCAGGGGCAGGGGUCAUUUCCCAUAAGUUCAAUGUCUCAGUUACUACAGUCUAUGAGUUGUCAAAGCUCUCACUUGAGUAGCAAUAGUACCCCGGGUUGUGGGGGAUCUAAUACUGCUUUGCCUUGCUCUGCUAACCAGCUGCAUUUUCCAGAUCCUAAUAUGAAUUCCAGUGUUCUUCAGAACUCACUGACACAGAGCAUACCUUUAAGAGGGGAAGCCGUGCACUGCCACAAUGCAAACACUAACUUUGUUCACAGUAACAGCCCAGUCCCCAACCACCAUCUUGCAGGUUUAAUAAAUCAGAUUCAGGCUAGCGGGAACUGUGGGAUGCUCAGUCAGUCGGGCGUGGCUUUAGGAAACUCAUUACAUCCCAAUCCACCUCAGUCAAGAAUUGCAGCGUCCUCCACUCCAGUGAUACCAAACAGCGUUGUUAGCAGCUAUAAUCAAACAAGUUCUGAAGCAGGUGGUCCAAGCCUACCAUCUUCCAUAGCUAUAGCUGGCAGCAACCACCCUGCCAUCACAAAGACAACAUCUGUUCUCCAAGAUGGAGUCAUUGUCACCACCGCAGCUGGAAACCCACUGCAGAGUCAGCUGCCCAUUGGGAGCGAUUUUCCUUUUGUUGGCCAGGAGCAUGCCCUUCAUUUUCCAUCCAACAGCACUUCAAACAACCAUCUUCCACACCCCCUGAACCCCAGCCUCCUCAGUUCUCUACCUGUCUCUUUGCCAGUGCAUCAACAGCAUCUCCUAAACCAGAAUCUAUUAAAUAUCCUCCAGCCUUCAGCAGGAGAAGGCAAGUCUGAGAUCAACCUCCACCCUUUAGCUUUUCUCUCCGGUGACAUGGAUGGGCAGGUAUUGCAGCCUGUUCAUGUUCAGCUUUUAGCAGCCCUGCUGCAGAACCAAGCACAAGCAGCUGCCAUGCUCCCCCUGCCAUCUCUCAAUCUGACCAUCUCAGAUCUUUUGCAACAGCAAAAUACCCCUUUACCCUUACUAACACAGAUGACAGCCCCAACAGACCGUUUGCCAAGCAAUCAGUCAGACAACAGCCGAGCUGAGACCCUUUUAACCAGCCCCCUGGGAAACCCUUUACCGAGCUUUACAGGCAGUGACACUACUUUUAACCCCCUGCUCCUCCCAGCUGUCACUGGGGCCUCGGGAUUAAUGGCCUUGAAUCCCCAGCUGUUGGGAGGUGUCCUGAACUCAGCAUCCGCCAACACCGCUAACCAUCCAGAGGUUUCCAUAGCAACCUCCUCCCAGGCAACCACUACCACAACCACUACAUCAUCAGCAGUGGCAGCACUGACUGUCUCAACACUUGGUGGGACAGCAGUGGUGUCAAUGGCAGAAACAUUGCUGAAUAUAUCUAAUAGUGCUGGGAAUCCACCUGGUCCAGCUAAACUCAACAGUAACUCUGUGAUGCCACAGCUACUUAACCCUCUACUGGGGACAGGUCUGCUUGGUGACCUGUCGUCAAUAAGCAGCUCUCUGAAUAACCACCAACUGAGUCACCUGCAGUCACUGCUCAACAGCAGCCAGAUGUUCCCUCCAAGUCAGCCCCAGCAGCAGCACCUCCUCCAGGGACACCAGAACCUCCAGGCCUUCCAAGGACAGCCCACAGUCCCUUGUCCAGCUAACAGUAACCCCAUGGCUUGUCUGUUUCAGAACUUCCAGGUGAGGAUGCAAGGAGAUGCAGCUCUUCUAAAUAAAAGAAUAAGCACUCAGCCGGGACUCACAGCACUUCCUGAGAACCCAAACACUGUACUUCCACAUUUCCAGGAUGCACCUUGUGAACUGCAGCCCAGGAUUGACCCAUCUCUUGGUCAGCCGGGGAAGGACAGCCUCGUUAUGGGUGGCCCAGGUGAUGCCUCGGUAGAUGCCAUUUACAAAGCAGUUGUGGAUGCGGCCAGCAAAGGGAUGCAGGUUGUCAUCACCACCGCUGUCAACAGUACAACUCAGAUCAGCCCUGUUCCGGCUCUGAGUGCCAUGAGUGCCUUCACCGCCUCUAUUGGUGACCCUUUAAACCUGUCCAGUGCUGUGAGUGCGGUCAUUCACGGGCGGAGCAUGGGAGGAGUGGAUCAUGACGGCAGGCUGAGAAACGCAAGAGCGGCACGGCUACCCAAGAGUAUAGACCAUGGGAAAAACUCCAGCGAAGGAGAUGGGUUUGAGUAUUUCAAGUCAGCAAGUUGCCACACAUCCAGAAAACAAUGGGAUGGGGAGCAAAGUCCCAGAGGGGAGCAUACCAGGUGGAAAUAUGAGGAAUUUUUAGAUCAUCCAGGCCAUAUCCACAGUAGCCCUUGUCAUGAAAGGCCCAACAAUGUCUCUGCACUGCCAUUUCUAGCUGGGGAACAGCACCCAAUACUGUUACCACCAAGAAACUGUCAAGGGGAUAAAAUUCUGGAGGAAAAUUUCAGGUAUAACAGCUACAAAAGAACUAUGAUGGGCUUUAAGGAGAGACUGGAGAACACUGUGGAGAGAUGUACGCACAUUAAUGGAAACAGACCUCGUCAGAGUCGGGGCUUUGGAGAGCUGCUAGGCACUGCUAAACAAGACCUAGUCCUAGAGGGGCAGUCUCCAGGUUCUUCGAAUAGUUUGGAAAGUUCUCUGGUCAAAGACUACAUCCAUUACAAUGGAGACUUUAAUGCCAAAAGCAUGAAUGGGUGUGUGCCUAGUCCCUCAGAUGCUAAAAGCAUUAGUAGUGAAGAUGACCUAAGGAAUCCAGACUCCCCCUCUUCACAUGAAUUGAUACACUAUAGACCAAGGACGUUCAAUGUUGGUGACUUGGUCUGGGGCCAAAUCAAAGGACUGACUUCCUGGCCUGGAAAAUUCAUAAGAGAAGACGACGUUCACAACUCAUGUCAACAAAGCCCCGAGGAAGGGAAGGUGGAGCCCGAGAAGUUGAAGACCCUAACCGACGGUUUAGAAGCCUACAGCCGAGUCCGGAAAAGGAACAGAAAAAGUGGAAAGCUAAAUAACCAUUUAGAAGCUGCUAUUCAUGAGGCCAUGAGUGAACUGGACAAAAUGUCUGGGACAGUUCACCAAAUCCCACAGGGUGACAGACAAAUGAGACCCCCCAAGCCCAAGAGGAGGAAGAUCUCCAGAUAACAGAGACUGUUCCACUGGCACAGUGUUACCAAGGGAGCGUGCACAGACCCAUCUGUGUGUAGGUGUUGGCAUGGCCAUGGUGCCAUGGUGAGUUCAGAAUGUAAACUAUGGCAGAUAGCUACCACCACCCCAGGGCGCCAAAAGGAGCAAUGAUGGAGAUGGCUUUUGAUCAGGAAGGAAAAUGAAUGUUGAAAACAAAACAAAACAAUCAAAAUCCCUGUAUGAACAAAGUGAUAAAUGGCCAAGUGAUUGCUGAGAACCGUUUUCUAUUAUACUAAAAUUGCGAUUAUAAGAGAUAGUCCAAAUGUUUCUGAAGAAUUUUCAGUGUUGUAUAUAGAAAAUACAGAAUUUCAUGGCGAUAUUAGAAAUGUAAAUGUUGUACAAUAUUGUCAUGUACAAGCAUACUUAAUGCACACUUUAUCUUUUAUUGUACAAAGAAAUAGUGUACAAAAAUCUUUGGUUUCUAUGGAGUACACCUACCAGAGACUACCAGUGUAAAGUGAUAAAUAAAAAUACAACCUAAAUGCUUUUCUAUGAUAAUAUAACAGAUGCUGGUUUUGUAUUUAACGGCAAAGAAAAGGCACGAUGAUGUAACACACAAAUCAUGGCACACGCUGCACACAUCGAGUGUCCACUUACAAUGUCUCUUUAGCAGGAGCCUCAUAUAAAAGCACUAGACUCAGGUUUUGGGGUCUAAGAAGCCUGAAAAUUUCUGAGUGGAUUGAGGAUUCACAGGCCUAAAUCAAGAAUUCAGAAUCUCAACCAUUUGUUACAAUUUCACUCUUUCACAGUUUUGGACAUUUCUAUAAUGAAUUUGAGUCACUGUCCCUGCCUCCAUCCCCUUCUUUUACCCUCCCCCCCCUUACAGUGAGUCCCCUCCUAUUUUCAUGUCUUCCUGUGUGUGACCCACUGGAUGUGAUUUGAGUUUCUUGCCUGAGCACGGGCGGGAGGUUAUUUACUAGAGCACGGCAACUUCUCAGUGGCUACACCAGGAGGGAAAAUGGCAUCAUCCCCUCACCCAGCAUUAACCGCUAAUCGUCCCUCAUGGUGGACUGAGACCACAUGGGCCCCUCCGCCAUCCAUGGUGAAAUACUGAUUUGUUCAAUCAUGUGUAAGCAUGGGCCCUUCCAUCAUCCAUGAUGAAAUACUGAUAAGUUUAGUCAUGUGUAAGUCAUGGCCCCUCCAUCAACCAUGAUGAAAUACUGAUAUGUUCAGUCAUGUGUAAGUCAUGGCCCCUGCACCAUCCAUGGUGAAAUACUGGUAUGUUCACUCAUGUCUUGUGAAAGUCAUGGCCCCUCCACCAUCCAUGCUGAAAUACUGCUAUGUUCAGUCAUGUGUAAGUCAUGGCCCCUGCACCAUCCAUGGUGAAAUACUGCUAUGUUCACUCAUGUGUCAGUCUUGUGCAGAUAACCAAAGCUGCGGGCUGGAGAGGGAUGGCUAUGGCGUACCCAGAAGAUAUCUCCCUGUGCUCUGGCUCUAGGGUUCCUUCCACCCCUUUUCCUGCCUUGGAAAGGGGAUAUGGCUGUUCCACUUAGGACAUUUUUUAAAACGAAGUUUUAAAAUAGAGUGGGUUUUAUAAAAUUUAAAAACACUUAGAUGAACUAUUUUACUCCAUCAUUUCGUUAGUAAAUAUUUGAUAGCCACCAGUUGAACUAGCUAGCUUUUCACCAGCGAUGCUCAGAGUUUUUCUGCAGACAACGUCUGAUGAAGUAAAGCUUCAUUUCCACACAUGGAGGCAAAGGCCACACGUUGCAGCCCUCAACAGACAUAAGGGUGAAGACAGUUCAGUUUUUAUUUUUUGUAAUGGGAAAAAUAAGUCAAACCGCGUUUCAUGCCGUUCAUUUGUGUCUUUACACAGCAGAGAGAGUAGCUUACAAAAUUAUGAGCAGUGGUAAUUUUAUCAAUAUUACAUAACAUAUCAGAUUUAUUUUAUUUAAAGAAUUAUUUAUACCAUUCACAGAUUAUUUUAUAUAAAUAUAUAUAAAUGUGGCUGAAAUAUGUUGGUUACGUCUUAUUAGCCAAAUUAUUUUAUGUUAUAUUAAAUAAAAAAAUGUGAAAUAAAUGUAGAAUAUUGCUACAUUACAAAUACAAGAACCUAAAACCGUGAGUCUUCGUAAAGUGCAAGAUAACGAACAAUAACGGAGCACAGUGCAUCUCCUGUCUGUUGCACAAUUCUUUGUGAUGGUGGCAUAGACAAAAUUGCAGGCCACCUGUUAGAGACUGACAAAAGAAGGGCUAUGUUAUACCCUCUUUCUUGGAACCAGCCUCUACCCAAGACCCGCUUGCCAUGGUCACUCUGUAGCCUGGCACUCAGCUGCUGGGAGAUUGUCCUCUCCCAGGCUCUGGACUGGACACUACUGGUGUAGGAGGUCCUUCUGUAUCUGUGUUGCUUUUCACCUUCCUAAUCCUCCUCUUAAACUCCUCAGUCCCGCCAUGUAACAGAGUCCAGUAACUCAGGGGAAAGGAGACAAAAUUCAGAGUACACAGUACACAUACACCACCAGAGUCUCUUUCUUUUCUUUUCUUUUUUAAGACAGGGUCUCUCUGUGAGCUCUGACUGUCUUGGAACUUGCUCCAUAGACCAGGGUGACCUCAAAGAGACAGAGAUCCUGCUGCUUCUGCCUCCCGAGUGCUGGGACUGAAGGCGUACACCAUAACACCCAUCCUCCACCAGGCUCACUUCUGAUAUCAGAGUUCUGAGAUUUUCCCCCGACAUCUUUUACCUUUCUGUCUGUCCUGUCCCCACCCUGCCUAAUGGAAUACACAUGGCUGCAAUGGAAGUGCCUCCUACAGUGGGUAUGGUGGGAGGGGGUACCAGAGGGAGGGUCCCACAGCUGCCCAAGCCUUCCUUCAGUCACAUGAAGUAACCUUUGAUAUCGUAUAGUUACAAGGUGAUGUAUGUGGUCUAUUUAAACCUCUGAUGCUUUUCUUUUUUUUUUUCCCAUCUCUCUCUCUCUCUCUCUUUUUUUUUAAAGAUUUAUUUAUUAUGUAUACAAUGCUUCUCCUGCAUGUACACUUCUAUGCCAGAAGAGGGCACCAGACCUCAUUACAGAUGGUUAUGAGCCAUUAUGUGGUUGCUGGGAAUUGAACUCAGGACCUCUGGAAGAACAGUCAGUGUUCUUAACCUCUGAGCCAUCUCUCCAGCCCUCUCUGAUGCUUUUCUUUGGCAUCAACCUGCUUCUUCCUGUUCGUGCCCAUCGUUGUUUGUUCUCAGAGAGACGUGGGCGUGUCCAUGCGCUCCGUGUGUCUACAUGUGUGAUGUGUUACAUGGGCGUGUCCAUGCGCUUUGUGUGUCUACAUGUGUGAUUUGUUGCUGCUGUACAGAAGACUCUCUUACUUAGUCUUGGCUUUUGCAUCUUUAGACUGGGCAUGUCUGUGUGUUCCGUGUGUCUCCAUGUGUUAUGUGGACGUGUCCAUGCGCUCCGUGUGUCUCCUUGUGUGAUGUGUUACGUGGGUAUGUCCAUGGACUCCAUGUGUCCACAUGUGUGAUGUGCUGUAUAGAAGGCCUUGGCCCUUCCUUCUUUAGACUGGCUCCAACACACCUUCUCUGGGGAAUCUGAGUUAGUUCCAUUAGCACCGUGGUACACUCUGCAUCAGGGGACCAUGCAACAUUUGUUUCUCCCAUGACCUCAUGGUUGCUGUCGCUUUGCUGUGGGUGCAAGAUACGACUUCCUCUGUCCACAUGGGUCUUUCUCUUUUUCUCUUACAGUUUCAUGGUUUCGUAUAAGCAGGGAAUGUAAAUAGUGUCAGGAGUUUAGGUCCUACCAUGCUGUAAUACUUUUUAAAAUGUUACACCUACUUUACACCUGAAAAAUUGCUCACUUAUGCUUCAGUUCUUCCCACAGAGCCAUUUCCUUCUCUUUCUACUAAAGUCUACUAAAUUUAUUUUUAAAUAAAAACUAGUCCUUCUAUGUUAGCAAAAUUUUUAUUUCAUAAAAUAACCUUUUUUUUUUUCAAGAAAGAAAUCAAGCAUUAGGAAAGAAAGAAAAGAAAGCUUUGUCUUGUUUUUUUUUUUUUUUCCUUUAGAGAAUAUAGUAGCCCUAACUAGCGAAGGAAAUUUAAUCCAUUCUUUCACAGUUCUGGGACGCACACAGAGAAUAGACCACACAUCUAAGUAGUGUUAACGCAUCAUUCCCAAUGAGUAAAAGUUAACUACGAAGGCCUUGUGUGAUUUGUCUUACAGUUUUCCAAGCAGUCCAGGACUUGUUUUUAAAAUCUUUUUAAAGGAAGAUUUUUGAAGCGUACUUUUCAGUUGCACUUUGAAUGAAAAUGUUUGACGAGCACCAUCCUCUAUGAUGUCGUGAGCUAUGGUCAACCCUUUGUAAAAACCUGAUGUGGAGUUUUGCUGUUUGUCUGUAAAGUAAACCUGGUCUCCUUACUUUAUAAUGCAGCAGCCGUGUGGGAGGCGCUGAAGCUGGUGGCUCACCUUCUGUGAGGUUUCUGAAGAUUCUCAGGUGAUAGCAACAUACUGUUGUGAACCAUGGUGACCUUCCAUGCAGGGUUCAGCCUUCCUUUGCGAGUCAUACACAAUUUUGCAUUAGGAUUUAAGACCUGAAGGAUGCUUAGGAUGUUAGUAGCAAUAUUCUGUAUGAAAAGAAAGCUUAGAACUCUAAGUCCUGACUAAUACGUGCUUCCUUUGACCUUUUAUGCCCAAGUGACCUAACGCAAGACUCAAAGCUCUGCAGUGUAGAACAUAAAGACCUGUAUGAAGAUGUGGACACAAGAAACCAAGCAGUCACAGCGGUCACCCCAAGUUAGCGUAUCUUUUUCUUUGAUUCACUCUGCCAUGUUUGCAUUAGCCAAAGAUACAAGAACAUUAGUAAUUCAUGUGUGUACGAAAUCCGGAAGUGAGUAUUAAAUCAGUAAGCCGUAAACAGUGCAAUCCUGGAAAAUCCUGCUAACGAUGGGAAGUCUGAUACAGAAAAAAGUGUUGAAAGUAUUAUCUUCAAAUAUGAAAGUUAAUUUGUAUCUACUGUAGAUAUGUAUGAUAAGCCUUAUCUGCUUUUAUACACACUGUGUGUGUACCUCGAUGACCUUUUAUAAACCUGAAAAGUGGUUGAUUUAAUAAUUUGUUAUGUAAAUACAAAGUUGUCUAUAAAUUGGAAAAUUUGAUGCCACAUGGCUUCAUAAUAUACAAAUGUGUUUUUGUAACGUUAUGCCUUCAUGAGUUAAGUGUAAAUACUUUGAACUGUCUGUGGAGGAGGGUAGUGGUUUUCAUCUCACUCACCUUUCAAAUGGAUAUCUUUGUCCAGAUGAUUAUACCAUCAGAAAAACAAAGUGGCCUGAAACUUUUCAAUGUGAAAAGCAAAUAUGGUUCCAGUUUCCCCAAGACCCCCUUUUACAUGCAAAACCGUUGAACUGUGCUAAAUACCUUGUAUCGUGAGAUUUUUCAUAAGAGAUUUAAUGGUCUAUACCAGGGAUCCACGUAGGAAACCUUCCCAAAGGCAGCUCUUCUACUUGAGAGACAGCCCACAAAUCUUUCUUUGAAACAUGAAAAUGGGCAGAGCCCCAGCCUUCUACUGCUUUGCAGCUUACUCUUUUCUGCUUUGCUCCCGGGGGCCCUGGGAAAUACGAUGUCGAUGAAUAGACCUUAACUCUUGCUCCUCAAGAAUCCCACGGGUGUUACCUCAACACAGGGCUUUCAGCACUGGUACUAGUGACACUGGGGGCCGAGUUGUCUCUGAUUGAGGAGCUGCCUUUCACAUUCUCAGACGUUUCGCAGAGCCUCUCCCCUCAGCCCUCCCAAGUUGUGACAAUCAAAAGUGACUCCAGACUUCAAAUGUCUGCUGAAGCACAAGAGGGUAGAGAUUCUAAUUAAAAUUCAAAACAAAACACUGCCUAAGUUGAGCCCGUUUGGGACCCUGUGUCCAUGUAGGGGCCAUGUGUCUGUGUAAACUAUGAAUAGGCUUGCAUUAUGUAACAAUUGGUAAACUGAUUCCAGAAGCUGCCAAAAUUGGUGUCAACUGAAUGUGUCUUGAGCCACCGUGGCUAAGGAAGUGAAUAUAUUAAUAUCGGCCCCCACUUUGAACUUGAUACUUUUCAGGGGUGUCCAGCAUCUUUUGACACUGUCAUCUACAAAUGCAUUGAGCUACAUUCAUAGCUAUCCUGGGGCAAAGAUAAUCAUGACAGAGAUGCCCGCUUAGAAGAGUUACCUAAGUACAUGCGACUCGGAGUCUACAAGAAGACCCAGAGCCCACACAGAGUAAUACUAGGAUCUCUGGGGGAGUGGAAGGUUUCAAGGUGUGGGAGGUAGAUGCUUUCCUUGGAAUAGAUGGGGUGUUUGCCUGCGGGGACCAUGGUACAUACGUGUUCUCUACAGUUGGUUUUGGCUUUCCUCUCAACAAUUCUGACCGAAGCAAAUCCGAAGAUCGUAGAGGUAUCGUUGCUUUAUUCAUUCUCUUAAUAAAUCUUUACUCUGUGACAUUGUGUAUGAUACCCUGUGUGAAGCAAUGGAGAUUCUGGUAAGCAAGACAGGCCCAUUCUCUGCCCUCACUACACCGAUAGAGACUAACAUGUAAGUAUGAUAAUUGUAAGGGAUGGGGGGCAUCACAUGUCUGCUGUCUGUGGGGAUGAAGGCUUAAAGCACAACUAGUAGAAAAUGAAUUGAAGUUAUGCAAAGUAAAGAGUGUAAUACAUGAGAGUAUGUAGGUGUGUUAGGUACACCAGAGUAGUGCAUGGUAAGGCUUGGGGCUUAAAGGAAGCAGGAAAGAAAAUGCUAGAAGAGCCCUGAGAACCUGACUAAGUACAUGAUUUCUCACCAUGUAUUGAUAAGGGACUGUUGCAUAGACUUUUUUUAAAGUCUAGGUUUGUGUUUUAGAAAAAUUAUUCUGACUGCAGUGUUAAGAACCAGCACUAGUCUGGCCUGGUGUACAACCAGUCCAAAUCUGAGGCAGGAAGAUCACAAGUUCAAGACUGCAAAGGGAGUUCACAGCCUGGGCAACUGAGUGAGACCCUGUCUCAAAUGACAAGUGAAAAGAAAAGGCCUGGGAAUACCAGUCAGUGAUAGAGUUCUUACCCAACGUAUCUGAGGCUCUAGGUUCAGAUCCCAGUAAUACACAUGCACAUAUGCAUAUACACACACAGGCACAUGCAAACACACACACACACACACACACACAGUGAAGGGGGUAAGACUAAAGAGCACGAAAAUUCUUCUGAAUAACAUUUUUGAAUUCAUAAACUUCCCAAUUGUUUUAUUAGAAAAUACCAGCUUACCAUAAUUUUUCAGAUUACAUUUGUCAAUCAGAUACCAUUCCUGUCUAGAGUUCUGUGUGUGUGUGUUUCUAAUAUAGAUUGAACAUUCUUUUUUAUUGUUUUUAUUGAGCUAUGUAUUUUUCUCAGUUCCCCUUCCUUCCUCUCCCCUUCCCUCCUACCCUCUCCUAUGGUCCCCAUGCUCCCAAUUUACUCAGGAGAUCUUG
Messenger RNA from Alexandromys fortis (reed vole), 13893 nucleotides. It is a transcript of the gene Mbd5, whose product is annotated as methyl-CpG binding domain protein 5. Lineage: Eukaryota; Metazoa; Chordata; Mammalia; Rodentia; Cricetidae. Gene Ontology annotation, molecular function: DNA binding; chromatin binding. The record is from RefSeq and is a predicted model, not a curated record. The transcript has 13 exons. The coding region runs from base 1307 to 6475 and encodes 1722 amino acids. Gene Ontology annotation, cellular component: chromocenter; nucleus.